Molecule: messenger RNA, 5321 nt
Organism: Paramuricea clavata
Lineage: Eukaryota; Metazoa; Cnidaria; Anthozoa; Malacalcyonacea; Plexauridae
Source: the annotation of a GenBank genome assembly
GUAUAAAACACCCGUCGUACAGGUGUAAGCAAAAACCUAUAAAUUAUUACGGUAUUAUUUUCAAAGUAUAGUGUCGUAUUUUGACUAAAUCUUACUGUUAAAACUGUAUUUCAGAAUCUGAUUUCAGAAUAAAAUGCCAUUUUAGGUACCGGAACUGUUUACUCGAUGAGGGGACAUUUACCCGGUUAACAGGUCCUCAAUUGUGCAUUUGUUUUGGGAGCGGACACGUCGGAAAACGAAACCAGAAACUUCCAUAUUUUCUCAUGAUUUUGCAGAAAGCAAGUGAAAAUGGUUUUCGAGAGCUACGUUGUCAGCAUUUUGAACAAAUUUCUUGGACAGUAUGUCGAAAAUUUGGACGCUUCGCAAUUUCAAAUGAGUAUCUGGGGAGGUCUGUAUAUGUCUUUUAAAUUUCCCCAUCCCUCGUGACUUCGCAUGCAUAUAAAAUUGAAUAAAAUAUUUUCCCCUUUUAACUGUUUUGCAUUCGUAUUUUGCCUUGUUUAGGCGAUGUAAAGCUUGAAAAUUUAGUUUUAAAAGAAAAUGCUUUGGUAAGGCUUUAGAAUUAGGAUUAUUUUUAUGAUAAAAGAUUAAAAGACGUAUUUUGUUCUUUUAAAUAUCUUGUUUGUUUAUCUGUGGUAAAUUAUCAUCUAGCAGAUUCUAUGCAUAAAUAAUGCACGCUAUUUGUCGCUGAAUUCAAUACUAAGCUAAAAUAAAGAUACUGUCUUUUUCAUCUCUUUUAAAACAACAUAUUCUAAUACUACUCUAUCGGAGAGCAGUUGUAUUUCAGUUUUUAUUGAUUUGCUCUUGAUUAAUAUGUUUUAAAUCGCCUGGUCGUACGUUUACUGUGAUUAAUAAAUAUCUGGAAAGCAUUCGUACAUGAAGUUAAAUAUUAAAUUGCUUGCAUCUAGUUAAUGUAAUAUGUAACAUAGAAAACAAUCAAUGGGGUAACUUGCAUGUUUGUUGACAAGUCAGGACAUGGUUGAUCAGAAGAUUGCAUGUUGAUCCAAUGAUAAUUGAUUUUGAUUCAAGGCUGCCAGAAGUAAAUCAAUAUUGGGGGGCUCAAGAAUAAAUCUGAAUAAAUCUGAAUUGCUUUAGUGCUUUUGAUUCCAUUGUAAGAGAUUUUCUCUUAAGGAUCGUCCAUAAUUAUCAACAUUUUCACAAGCAUACAGAGAGUACUCUUUAUCUACUCCACUCCCAGAACAUAUGCUAUCAUGGACAUUUUAAAAAGUGUACAUUGUCAUUAACACCCUCUCCCUUACCAUACUGUUUGUAUACUUGUGAAAAUGUUGAUAAGUAUCAGUAACCUCUUAAUCAGAUGGAUGAAACAAACACCAACUUGAACAAAUAAUUAUACUGGAAUCAGGGAUCUUUUGAUGUGUGGAAUUUUCCCCAGAUCUUUGAAGUGCUUUUACCCUCAUCCCCCCCAUUGCAAACCUCUAAUGCCCUGUUUGCUUUCUCCUAUUUAUUCUGGAAUUGGAUCUGGUUAGAGCUGCAUGAGAUUUUCUGGAGUAGCAUGUGCAUUUCUUGAAACAUUCAGCACCCCGUGGGGUGUAUGACCCCCCCUCCCCCUCACCAGUAUCCUUCCAUCCCUGCCAAGUAUGCAAGAUAGGAAUUUGUAAUAUCUUGCACUUUUGAGCAUUACUGCCGUAUAAAUUCAUUCACAAAAUAUGCUUCUCUAAUGGAAUUGCUUAUAUGAAUUUGACCAAGACUUGAUCUUCUGAGCACAGAAGACAUGUGAAAAUUUGUGACUUUAGGUCAUGUUGGUCUGAAAGACCAAGAUUUAAAUGCUAACAUGCAUGACUUUCAUGCCAAAUGCAUGACAAUUGACAGGCCUCGGAUGCUCUCUAAUAGUUAAUCUCUUCCUCUCUAAUUCUGGACACGCCCUCGCAUUAGUGAAUUUUGCAUUGUUAGGCGACACAGGAUUGUGCAGUCACCAUGAUCUCAAAAUUAUAGUACUGUACAGCUAGUAUAUGUUCAGUUGGUACAACAAAAAACCCCUGUUUUUUGUACAUCCAGGAUGAACUUGAUUUGCCAGUGAAAGUGCUAAGGGGCCACUUAGGUAAGUGCAUUGAAGGAUUUGCAAUAAAUUCAAGUGCACAAAUUUUAAUUAUAUGGAAUAUAAAUAAUAAUUAUUGUAUUACUAACAGGUCAGCUUAUAUUAAAAAUUCCAUGGAAAAAUCUUUAUUUGGAACCAGUUGUCGCUAAGGUGGAUGGCGUGUAUCUUUUGGCGAGGCCAAACACAGGUAAUUAGGGUAGCUGUAAACUAACUUUAUUUAUACUGGAUAAUUAUCAGCUUUAAACUGUUCCCCCUAGAGGUUUUAUCUUGUUGGCCCCCCAAAUGGAGUGCCUGGAGAAACCAGUAUGGUGCACCCCCCGCCCUAGUGGUGUCCAGCAUCCCCUGGAAGAAAACUCUGGUAUUCCAUAUUUAAGAUGUGAAUACCAAUUAUAUUGAAAUGAUUGAUUUUCAAAAUAUGUGAGAAAAUAUUCAAACACCAAUACAGUGGGUCACCGUAUAAAGUAGCAUUUUGUGAGAACAAAUUUAACGAAUAAAUAUAGUGCUCAGAAUACAGGAAAUGACAUUUCAGGGAUUCAAAUUCAUGAAUGCCCCUGGACCCCGUAGUACUACAUCCCCCUUUGGAAAACCUCCACCCCCUCUAACAAAUCAGGCAAGAUCUGCCACUCACCUCUUAACCUGAAGUUCAGGCCCUAAUCACAGAAUAGGGCCUGACACAAAACCUAUCUAAAGUGUGGGAUUCCCGUCCAUCUGGUGGACGGGAAAUCUGAUUGGUUGAUCAGCAUCAUGAAGGAUUUUGAUUGGUUGCAAGUUUACAUAAACAACAGUUUUAAAAAUAGCUCGGUCAAGGCGACAAUUAAUAUAAACUUUAGGUCAAACGCACGUACAAAUUCCAUUAUCGAUUUCUUCGAAUUUCUUUUUCUUUUAUGCUUUAUGGCAGAAAAUAAAUCAAACAAACAGUAUUUUGAAAGGGCUUUAUCAAAAUCUUGGACAAAUUUUGGACACACGACGCCGAAAGAACAGCCAAACUAGUACAUGACUAAGUCAUGUAUUCGAAAGCUUGUUGUUGAUAGCCAAGAUGUUCUGCCAACUGGCUUCGCCGGCAAAAGUCUUAUUUUUAAUAUCAGGUCCUACCGGCGUUGUUUUCUGAGCUACAUCGCCUUCUUUGUGGUACGAUUGAGAAUUUCAUUGUUGUUGUUGUUAGCCCGUUUUAAUAAAGUAUAUCCCUAAUAUCCUCGUCCAGCAAGUUGACUGAGACCUUGAGUAAGCUUGGCAGUCAAGCCGUGCACAGAACUGACUAAUUAAAUCUUUGUUUGAAUCUUAUUUAUAUAAAAGUACCUUGAAUUUUUAAGUUUAAUUAUAAAGCAAAAUGCACACUCUGGGGACAUGUUCAUGAGAAUAUAAUUUUUUGUGUAACGAAAUCUACAGCACUUGUCAAUCAUAUUGCAUGUUGUGUCUAAAAAUAACAUGUGGGCGUCCCACGGUCUAGACAGGUUUUGUGUCAGGCCCUAUUUCAAAUUAGGGCCUGAACUUCAGGUUACUCACCUCUGCACUCUUCUCACAUUAUUACUGAAAUGAUAAUCAGACUACCUAUUGUAGGAAUCAAAAUAAAUAGCACUGGGCAACCAAUAUUUCCCAUGCAGAAAGGAAUUAUAAAUUACAUUUUUGUGCACAGAUAUAAAAUACAAUGAGGUAAAAGAGGAGAAAAUUAAACAAGAAAAGAAACAGCAAGAGCUGACUGCAAUUGAAGAGGCAAUCAAAUAUGCAGAAGAAGCUAAAAAUAAAAGUAAGAUUUUGUAUGUGUUGGGGCUACAAAGCUUGUGUGGUGGGGGCAAAUUUAUUAUUGAAGCUGUAGUCAUUCCUGUGCAUGUAAAGUUUCAAUUCUCAUUUUGAAGGUGAGGAAGAGAAAGAAAAGAACUUGAGUUUUGCUGAAAAGUUAGCCAUGCAUAUUGUGAAAAAUAUCCAGGUUUGACAGUUUCCGUAUGUUGCUCAGUAGAAAUUGUACUGUACAAAUAAUUCAUGAGUCAUUUUUAAUCAUUUUAAAUUUUUUUGCAGGUUUUUGUGAGCAAUAUUCACAUCAGAUACGAAGACACUGUAUGUGGUUAUUUUUGUUAAUACUCUACUGUAAUAUGUUGUGUUUGUGUCACUUGGUGAUGUAAUUGUUCUCACUGACAGUGUAUUUGAUAAUAUUGCAGUUGUCCAAUGAAGAUGGACCAUUUUCUGUUGGUAUCACAUUGGAGAACCUCUCAGCUGAGGUAAAACACCACUAUCAUCAUCACCAUGACAACAAUUGUCAUCACCAUGACAACCAUCAUCACCAUAAUUAUCUGAGCAAUGAUGACAAACACGGUCACCAUGACAACCAUUUAUCAUCACCAUGACAACCAUUGUCACCAUGACAACCAUCAUCACCAUGAAAACAACUAUCAUCAUCAUGGCAACCAUUCAUCGUCACCAUGACAACCAUUCAUUUUACCAUGACAACCAUUCAUUUCCCCAUGACAACUAUCAUCACUAUGACAACCACAAACAUAAUUCUCAAUAUUGCCAUGGCAACCAUUAUCACCAUAAAAACAACCAUCAUUACCAUGACAACCAUCUUCAUCAGCACUACCAUUCAUUAUUAUCAUCUCCAUGAUAACCAUUCAUCAUCACCAUGACAACCAACACCAUCACCACAAACAUGAUAAUCAACAUCACCAUGGCAACCAUUAUCAUGAGUCUAUGACAAUCAUCACCAUUGUCAUCUGUACCAUUACCACCACAAUCAUCAGACAUCACAACCAUCAUCAUCACCUUGACCAUCAUGAUCACCACCACCAUGUUACAGUACCACACCCAUUGUUACAAAGUUACAUUUGAAUACCUACUACUCGCUGUUGUUCUCAUUUUAACUGUAGUCUGUUGAUGAUAAUUGGCAACCUGUGGUGGUGGACUCAAAACAGAGCUUGGUAAACAAGGUAUGGUUAACUGGAAUUAUUGCAACUCUGAGAGUCAUUACAGCAGCUGGUAGGCAUCUUCAGAAAAGAAGACACUUACCUUGAUAGGAACAGAAAAUUAAACAAAAUUUGUAUAUUUUAUUUAUUUGCCACUAAAUACAAGACUACAAAUAUUUUUUUAUUUAACAUUAUUUUCUCACAAGUGUAGGCUGACAACAUCGUGAUGGUGCAACCAGAGUGUGCAGUGAAACCAUUUUGAGUUAAAUGUUUACCAUUUGUUUUUGUUGCAGCUUGUAAGACUUGACAAUUUGGCUUUGUACCUCAACUCUCACGACAAAAUUGGUGAAUUGCCAACACCUGCUGACUGGGUG